AUGGCACGUUCUCCGCAUUCCACAUCAGCAUCGAACUGGGCCUUCCAUGCAGAAUCCGCAGACAGGGACAGUCGGAGCCCGUUCACGGCGCCAAUCGCGGCGACUGUUGCGCCGGUUGCGGCGUACAGCACGCACGAGGCGUUCGCGUUUACCGUUGACAUGCGCGGGGAAGGGGCGGCAGGAGUUGGGCCAGCAGGAGGGGGUGCAGAUUCAGCUAAUAGGCUGGAGCAGGUAUGGGCAGCGGGCGAUGGCGAGGGCAAUGCCGAGAGGGGCGAGCGUGGGGAGAGGGGCGAGCCCCCUUCACACCGCCCUCCUGGCACCGCUCGAGUCCCCCGAGCUGAGGGCCAUUCUGCACAAAUCCGCUUCCAUGCUGCGAUUCGAGUCCAUUCGCCCGCCGCCGCAAGGGCUCCGCCCCUCCAAUCCGCCCGCGUGGCACCUCUAGAAUCCCCCGAGCUGAGGGCCAUUCUGCACAAGUCCGCCUCCAUGCUGCGCUUCGAGUCCAUCCGCCGCCGCAAAGGGUCUGGUUCCGACGACUCCCUCGCCUCGCAACAGCACUUGCUGCCGCCCGGGGCGGCCGGCAGCGUUGGGAGUGGGCGGCGUAGUUUGUCCCGGGCCGACAGUGGCGGGAGUGCGGGGAGCUUUGGCAGUGCGGGCGGGGGAGGGGGGAGUGGGAGUAACAGCUUGAAUGUGACUCCGGAGAGCAGCUUUCACCGCGGGGACAUGUACAGCGGCAGUAUGUUCGAGGCCAUCUCAGAGGUGCCGCCAUCGAGCGAGGCGGCAGGGGAGGGCGAGGGGGGCGAGGGCGGGCCAGAUUCGGUGUAUCUGUCGGACUGGGUGAUCAACCCACAGGCAUCGCUGUACCAGCAGUUCCAGGCGGCGCUGCUGCUGCUCGCCAUCCUCAUCGGCAUCGUUGAGCCCUUCAACGUGGCGUUCCUCGACACAGAGAAUGUGUUCACGCCAGUCAACCCCACCUCGUCCCUCUUCGCCCCCCCCUCACCACCCCUCGACCUCCUUCCCCCCUUUUCGUCCUCCUUCGCUUCGUCCCCCUUGCCUCUUCUCGCCCCCUGCCCCUUCUCGCCCCUUGCCCCUUCUCGCCCCUUGCCCCUUCUCGUCCCUUGCCCCUUCUCGCCCCUUCUUGCCCCGCAGGUGUUUCUGAGCGACGUGCUGCUCAGCUUCUUCGUGCCCGAGUACCUACGGGGCAUGUUCUGGUACGACAUGCUAGCAGCGCUGCCAUGGGAUCUGGUGCUCAAGGGCGUGUAUCAGCCCACCGGCACCGCUGCUGUCGCCCUCUCCGCCUUUGGCCUGCUGCGACUGCUGCGCCUCAUCCGCCUCUGGAACGUGCUGUGGGACAUGGCAGUGGACGUGCGGUACGACUACAUCUCCACCAGUGUGCACAAGUUCGCCCUCCUCAUCCUCUUCGCCGCCCACUGGUCCGCCUGUGUCUUCUUCCUCCUCGCGCGCGUGCGCAACUUCAGCGAGGACACGUGGGUGGGGCACUGCGAGCCCGACCUGCCUCUGCGCCCUCCACUCGACGCCUAUGUCACAUCCAUCUACUGGUGCGCUGCUAUCUGUUCCCCGGUUCACCCCAACCUCAGUAAUUGA
Closterium sp. Naga37s-1 is the source of this 1602-nucleotide messenger RNA. Lineage: Eukaryota; Viridiplantae; Streptophyta; Zygnematophyceae; Desmidiales; Closteriaceae. The record is from the annotation of a GenBank genome assembly.